CUCUCUAAACGCAGAACUGUUCAAAAACCAGAGAGGCAGAGACCUCGACCCUCUCUCUCUUGUCAACGAGCAAUAAGUGAGAAGGGCUUCGAGGACGGACACUGUUGCAGCAACAGCCAAAAGAAGAAACCAAGUUAACCCUAAUUUUCUGGUCCAAACCCACAAAGGAAAAAAAGCUGGUCCUUUCCUCAUCCGCCAUUGAUGAGCUCUGUGCCCCCUUCAUUCAAAGCGGGCGCUGCUCAUUUCCUCCUCCUUCCAUCCGGUUUCGAACGGCUCGAGCGUUGAAUGCCCCCCCGAUCGAUUCCUGAAUCUCUCCUUUACCUGACGAAUCUCUCUCUCUCUCUCUCCUUUUUUAAGCAUCGGAUUCGGAUUGCUAGUUUGAGCUAAAUCCAAUGCACGAGUGAUCAGAUUCGUGCUUCGUUCUCACUUUGUUGACUUUCCUCUCUUACCAUUUGCACCGGCUUUCAAAUUCCGAGUCUCUUCUUCUUCUGUUUCUUCUUCUAGAGAGAGAACCGGGUCCGUGAGAGCGCGUCAGGGCUUUUCUCUCUUAAGAGGAUGAUCGAACAUCGCCGUGACUCGGACGGUGAACUCAGCAGCGUCGAGGCUUUGAAUUCCAGCCACGCCAGCUCGAUGAGCAGCAGCUCCCGCGGCAGCUGCAGCAGCUUCAGCCGCCUCUCCUUCGACGCGGCGCUGCUGGACCACCACCGCGGCCCCUGCUCCGCCGAGGCCCUUGCCAUAAAGCCGCACAGGUCCUCCUCCGACUCCGCCUACUCCGCCAUGCUCCGCCGCGGCGCGAGGCCCGGGUUCCGCGACUUCCGGCUCCACCGCCGCAUCGGCUCCGGCGACAUCGGCACCGUCUUCCUCUGCAGCCUCAAGGGCCGCGACGGCGCCGAUCCGGCGGACGGGGAGCUGCUGUACGCGAUGAAGGUGGUGGACAAGGAGGCGGUGGAGAAGAAGCAGAAGAGCCAGAGGGCGGAGAUGGAGCGGAGGAUCCUGAAGAUGGUGGACCACCCGUUCCUGCCCACGCUGUACACCGAGUUCGAGGCCUCCCACUUCUCGUGCAUUGUCAUGGAGUACUGCUCCGGCGGCGACCUCCACUCCCUCCGCCACAAGCAGCCCAACAAGUGCUUCUCUCUCGCCGCCGCGAGGUUUUAUGCGGCAGAAGUUCUGGUGGCGCUAGAGUACCUACAUAUGCUUGGAAUCAUCUACAGGGACCUGAAGCCAGAGAACGUGUUGGUCAGAUCGGACGGUCACAUCAUGCUCUCUGACUUUGACCUCUCCCUCUGCUCCGAUGCCAUCCCGGUGGUUGAAUCCCCGUCGACGACUCCGGACCCUUCCUCCGCCUCGCCCGCACCCUCCCGGUUCGACUUGCGCCCGCAGACGAUCGCAGCCCCUCCUUCCCAUUCUCCGUUCUCCUGCCUUCCCAGCCCCAACCGGUUCUUCCGGUCGCGCAAGGUCCAGAACCUCGUCCCGAGCAACCGGCUGUUCGUGGCCGAGCCAGUGGGCGCCCGGUCGCAGUCCUUCGUCGGGACCCACGAGUACGUGGCCCCAGAGGUCGCCUCCGGCGGGUCCCACGGCAACGCCGUCGACUGGUGGGCCCUCGGGAUCUUCAUCUACGAGAUGGUCUACGGUCGCACGCCCUUCGCCGGCGAGUCGAACAAGGCCACGCUCCGCAACAUCGUCCAGAAGCCCCUCGCCUUUCCCGGCCCCAACGCGCCCGCCACUGCCCAGGAGCUCCACGCCCGCGACCUCAUCGCCGGGCUGCUCUGCAAGGACCCGGCCCGUAGGCUCGGGUCGAGGCGCGGGUCCGCCGACGUCAAGAAGCACCCCUUCUUCAAGGGCCUGAAUUUCGCCCUCGUCCGGUCUUUGGCGCCGCCCGAGAUCCCCGGCCUGAGGCUGAGGCGGCAGCGGACGACAACGACGGCGACGUUCCCUAGGAGACAAACAACGGCCUUCGAUUACUUCUGACGGGGGAAGGAAGAGCGAUCGGAUUUCGGCCACGUGUCCUACUAGACCUGCUAGGGUUAGGGGUCACUGGCAGAUUGAUGGUGUACAUUUGUUUUCCUUAUUGCUAAUCCUAUGUUAGGGAAGUAGGUUGUCCAUGUCUUUUAGGGGUUAUCAUGUGUACGAAGUACGUGCUUGACUUAAGACCAAGCGAAAAUGAGAGGAAAGUCCUAUUCAUAUGGCUAACCUAAUAUCACCAUACUAUCAUAAAAAAUCACAUUAGCAAAA
Molecule: messenger RNA, 2232 nt
Organism: Rhodamnia argentea
Lineage: Eukaryota; Viridiplantae; Streptophyta; Magnoliopsida; Myrtales; Myrtaceae
Product: protein kinase PINOID
Exons: 2
Coding region: 556-1968 (470 amino acids)
Biological process (GO): protein phosphorylation
Cellular component (GO): nucleus; plasma membrane; cytoplasm
Molecular function (GO): ATP binding; protein serine/threonine kinase activity
Source: RefSeq, a predicted model, not a curated record